Dunckerocampus dactyliophorus (ringed pipefish) is the source of this 3736-nucleotide messenger RNA. It is a transcript of the gene gas6, whose product is annotated as growth arrest-specific 6. The record is from RefSeq and is a predicted model, not a curated record. Gene Ontology annotation, molecular function: calcium ion binding. The transcript is spliced from 15 exons. Bases 352 to 2292 code for a protein of 646 amino acids. Gene Ontology annotation, cellular component: extracellular region. Lineage: Eukaryota; Metazoa; Chordata; Actinopteri; Syngnathiformes; Syngnathidae.
GCAUGCUUGCCCACCUCACAGUAACGCAGUAACUCCCCCUUUGAAGGCGUGUGGCGCUCGUCACAACACACACAAAAGUGCACGGAGGAGAAUAGCAGGACAUAACAGUGCGGACCUCAUUCGAGACAGCGGCUUAAACAGUGAGAGGCAUGCGGGGGGACCACACGGCUCUUUAGCCUCUAAACACACCGCGGUGGUGAGUUUAUCAUCGGAAAGAAGUACCUGAAGACCUGCGGACCGAACGUUCCAUUCGCCUCUGCGGUGUUGCAGCCACAAGAGGCGACGACGAGAGAGAGAGACUUUUUAAAGUGAAAAGUUUAAGGUGGUCGGCGCGGACACAGUGGCAACACGAUGCUUGUUUGCCGGACACAUUGGCUCUCAUUUGGCGCCUUGCUAAUCCUGCUGGCGGUGCGCUGCUCCGACGCUAUUUCCCUGUCCCCUCAAGAAGCGAACCAGUUCCUGAGCAGACACCGGAGAGCAAAUCAUGUAUUCGAAGAGACCAGGCAAGGGCACUUGGAGAGGGAGUGUGUGGAGGAGAUUUGUUCCAAGGAGGAGGCCAGAGAAAUCUUUGAAAAUGACCCUGAGACUGAAUACUUCUAUCCCAAGUAUGGAAGUUGUCUGGAUGCGUUCGGACGGUCAGAUCAGAUGAAACAGGAUCUGACCACAUGUGUCCACAACAUUCCCGACCAGUGUUCCCCCUCCCCCUGUAAUCCCAGAGGCACGGUGCGCUGCGAGGACAAAAGGGGAGACUUCCGUUGUCACUGUUUUACAGGUUGGACUGGGACCCAAUGUGAGAAAGAUGUUGACGAGUGCAGCAGGAGGAAUGGUGGAUGUGACCAUGACUGCGAGAACACAAUGGGCAGUUACCGCUGCUCCUGUCACCAAGGUUACAUGCUGGUAGGACGCCACACAUGCAAUGAUGUGGACGAGUGUGAAGACCUUAACAUGUGUGGUUCGGCUCGCUGUGAGAACAACGAGGGGGGCUACAAAUGUCUGUGUGAUCCUGGCUACAUGUAUGACAAUGAGAACAAGAGCUGUAGCGAUGUUGACGAGUGUGAGGCAGAUGUAUGUGCGGAGGAGUGUUUCAACACACCGGGGAGUUUCCUCUGUUUCUGUGACGGCCGUCGCGGCAUGAAGCUGGGCCAGGACCUCAAGAGCUGUAAGGCUAUAACUCCCUGUAUCACACCGGCUCUGAAGAGGAACUCCCGCUCGCUGUAUCUGGGCAGCAUGUUCAGUGGCUUGCCCGUGAUGAAGCUGCGCUUCCGUCGAAGGAUUCACACUGGCUUUUCCGCAGAGUUUGAUUUCCGCACUUACGACCCAGAGGGCGUGAUCUUCUUUGCCGGGGGUCACUUGAACAGCUCCUGGAUAGUGCUUGCGAUGCAUCAUGGGAAGCUGGAACUGCAACUGAAGUACGGCUCAGUCAGCAGGGUCACCAGCAGCGGACCUGUGGUCAAUGACGGCCAGUGGAGAAAGAUUUCAGUAGAGGAGCAGGGGCGGAGUCUUGUCAUUAAGAUUGACAGGGAGGCCGUCAUGAAGAUUGCAGUAAACGGUGACCUGUUCACUUUAAAGAAGGACAUGCAUGAGCUCAACCUCACUGUGGGAGGAGUCCCCUUCAAGGAGACCAGCCUCGUCAGCAAGGUGAACCCGCGUUUGGACGGCUGUAUGAAGGAAUGGCGCUGGUUGACCGGAGACAGGUCGAUGCAAGAAAGCAUAACGACCAACGAGAACAUUCAGUGUUUCAGCACAGAGAAUCCUGGAGCAUAUUAUCCUGGCAAAGGCUUUGCAUUCUUCAACAUCAGCUAUGAUUCACAAAACCUGAGCGUCCGUCUGUCCCUAUAUCCAACAUCUGCAGUUGGGGUGCUGUUUGCUCUUGUUCACCAAGACACUGUCCCCCUUUCCAUCGCUCUUGCUGACUAUCAUCCUGGUACUGAUGAGUGGAGAGAUUUUGUUCUGGUAUCAGCCGGUGACAUCAUCAUCGCCAGCUCCCCGGCUCCCCUCUGUGAUGGCGAAAGUCAUGAAAUCCAACUGAAGAUUUCAGGCAACCUCACACAGUUGCUGGUUGAUGGGCAGCCUGGACGAAGUGAAGAUGCAGAGAUGGACCCUUUGCCUCCUUCCAGCACCUUCAUCGGAGGUCUCCCUGAUGUUCCCCUGGUCUCCACCCUGGUGUCUGCGCCCUACAGUGGCUGUAUGGAGGUCACAGUGAAUGGACAAACGUUGGACUUGGACCAGGCGAUUGAAAAACACAACGACAUCCGCUCCCACUCCUGCCCCCUGCUGGAUUCAAACCAGUGACCUUCACUCUGCCAAAGCAAGUCAUUGAAAAACAGUGGAGAUCGUUUCCAGUUUAUUUAUGAGAUUAAACCUCGAGUAGUGAGGAGGUGUAUUAGAUUGAAAUGUCAAACUCUAAACCAGGUCUUGUGGUCCCAGUGGACCCUAAGUCAAUGGUCACCCUGUCUUUUUGUCUUUGACUUGACCAGGCACUAGCAAUGACUUUAAGCAGUCUAAGUAAAUCAAUAAGCCAACAUGCGAUCUCCACUUCAUCAGGCAGAAGUCAUGGGAUGGAAUGCUUUUCUUGCCCUACCAUCUUAGCCCUCAAGAGCAUAAGUCAGACCCAGGUCUGCUGACUGGACCUGGGAUUGUAUACCAACAGGUGACCUGAGCUUUUUUGGCCAAUACCCAUGUUUCCUGCCACCUAAAGCGGCCAAAGGUCCAAUUUGAAGAAAAGGAUGUUUCUGUUAGGUACCCCAAGCAAGAGGAGUCCUCCCUCCAUCCACAUGCCUCUCGUGAUUUCUAGAAAACCUUUGCACAUUGUUGCAGGUUGAUGUGGUGAGACGUGAAGCCAUGUUCUUGAUCUCUUCUCCACCACGGCACCGCUACGUGUCUACUUGCAAUCUUUAAAAAAAAAAAAUCAACCAUGUGCCUACUGAGAAGACCAGCCCUAUAUUGUGGAGGCCUCUACAAGAAGGCGUAUUCUUUCACAAAGCUGCAGCACACUGAUCACUGACUGACAGCCAACCCUCCUCAUGCCCUUUGCAUCACUGUCUGUACACUAAAGGCCCAAAUCCUGUUCCCUGACAAACGUGUUCCUGCUAACACCCACUGCAAUCCAGUCCAACAAUGACAGAUUCAUUAAAGAAGCACAGGGAGGGGGAGAAGGAGGGGGCCGUCUCUGCAACGAAGAGGAAGUGCACUGCAUCCAACAAACCAUACAAGCUACUGAGAGGAAAAGGAGUGUGCUGUAAUAUACUGAGUGUGUAAAUAAUGUGACUGUACACUGCUUUAUAGACAGAAAACUACCUUGCAAUAUUCUCACCGAGGUUAUCGUGCAUUGAAGUGAAACACUUAGGUCUCAAAUACAUCUUACACAAAACAAUACAGCUGUGAUUUGCAUCCCUUACGGGGACUGAGAGCAAUGGAAACAUAGUAAAACUUUGCAGAAUCAUCUUUAGUACUUUAUUUCAUAGGUGCUAAGUAAACCAAAAUGCAGAAAAAAACAAUGUUGGAGGAGCAAUGUGAUAGUCCAAAGGGCUCCGGUUUGGCUUAACUCCAUGAUGUACCAUAUAGUUUUCUCAUGAAUGAAUGCCAGAAAUUUUAUCUUUUUUUUUUUUUAUUGUGGUGUAUAUUGUAAUGCUCGUUAGAUUUAAUUUGUUUUCUUUUUACCAGCUCCGUAUGCGUACAAUGCUACAAUCCUAUUUAAAGAGCAAAAUAAAGAGUUCUAUGAACGUCAAGAGUCAAA